Monopterus albus (swamp eel) is the source of this 1968-nucleotide messenger RNA. It is a transcript of the gene adat3, whose product is annotated as adenosine deaminase tRNA specific 3. Gene Ontology annotation, molecular function: tRNA-specific adenosine-34 deaminase activity. Gene Ontology annotation, cellular component: nucleus; cytoplasm. The coding region runs from base 109 to 1149 and encodes 346 amino acids. The transcript has 2 exons. NCBI's taxonomy places the organism in Eukaryota, Metazoa, Chordata, Actinopteri, Synbranchiformes, Synbranchidae. The record is from RefSeq and is a predicted model, not a curated record.
AUAAAAGCAAGCUAACUAAGUGUCCCUGAACGGCCGUGGGUGAACGGAAGGUACUUUCUUCAAAGCUCUGCUUUAGAAAAGAAAAAAAAAAGGGCUGACACCAAAACAAUGGAGCCACAGAGGAAACGCUGGAAAGGGUCGGAGUGCGACACUGACUCCUGGGUUGCUUAUCCUGUACUGUCUGAUGAGCAGUCGCAAGAUGUCGAGCUGAUAGAGGCGUUUGCUGCACCAGUUCUCAACAAAAAAGAGACCUCUCGACUUGUCAGGGAGCUGAACAUCCUUUACCCACUGAACGGCCUGCAGCACAUCAAGAGGGUGCGGGCUUGCAAGGAGAAGGGGAGCCCCCACCCUCUGGAAGUCCUGGUGUGCCUUAUUGGCGAUGCACCAGACAUGAAGGUGACCAGCAUCGACUCUCUGCUGCCCCCAGAUGGAGUCAGGCAUGAUGGAUUAGGUGAGCCUUUUGUGGUUAAGGUCCCUGCACGACCUCCCUUGACUCGAACUCAGUUUGAGCUGGCGAGCAAACACUGGCCCACCUCCUUUCAUGAGGACAAACAGGUGACAGUUGCCCUGAGAGGAGAGCUCUUCAGCCCACCCCAGAAAGCUACAAUGCACAUGCACAUGAUGACUGCUUUAACUGCUGCCAAAGCUGGAAAGAAGAUGGGGAUGGAGGCAGUUGGGGCUGUAGUGGUCAACCCAGCAACAGAGAGAAUCAUCGCAGUGGGCCAUGACUGCCGAGGUGACAAUCCCCUUCAUCACGCAGUCAUGGUCUGCAUUGACCUUGUGGCUCGGAGCCAGGGUGGUGGAUGUUAUUCCUUCGACAGAUACCCUGCUUGCCGAUGGAUUUCACCAGGCUCAGAUACCUUUCCAAAUGUGCCUGAUGCAGAGGCAAGCUUUCAGCCGUACAUAUGCACUGGCUAUGACCUUUAUGUAACCCGAGAACCCUGUGUAAUGUGUGCCAUGGCGCUGGUCCACUCCCGGAUUGGCCGUGUGUUCUAUGGGACCACUUCUGCUGAUGGGGCUUUAGGGACCAAGUUCAAAAUCCACACACAGAAAGAUCUGAACCACCACUUUGAGGUUUACAGAGGAAUCUUGAGCGAGCAGUGUCUGGAUCUUAAUAUGUUAAUGGCUACAUCAAAAAUGAAUGUGUGAGCAGUGGGCCUGGAGCUGAACAGUUCUCAGGUCUAGUUACCACAUGUUUAACUAGUGUUUUACAAAAGCAUUUUGUUAGACCGCAUUUACUUUAAAUAAAGCUUUUAAUCUUAGCGAUUGUUGUAUUGACAGUGUACAACCUUUAGCAAGGUUCCCUCCAUGCUGCUAACGUUCCUGUAGGUGGGGCUGUUUGGCCAUUACCCUAAAAUUCUUUGAUUUACAGGAAGGAAUAAUGAGAAAGUCAGUGACAGUGAAGCCUAAUGCAACAUUCAACACCUACACUGUAGAUAUUUUCUUGUGAAUUCUGCAAGAGUCAGGAGGAAGAGCCCAUCUGUGUACAUAGCUCCAAAUGUGGCCAGAUUUUGUAGAGCUUUUACAGUACCAGCCAAAGGUUUGGACUGUCAUUCAGUGUUUUCCUUUGUUUUUAUUAUUUUCUAAAGACAUCAAAACUGUAAAGUAGCACAUGUAUUUAUUAAGUCAACAAAACAAUGUUUUGAAUGUUAGAUUCAUCAAAGUAGCCACUUUUGGCUUUUUCCCAGCCAGCUUCAUUUAUUUCUUGAAGGCGCUCCACAUUUGCUUAGGGCUCAUUCUGAUGUCUAAAUUAUCCCAGACCAUCUCAGCUGGAUUGUGGAGGCCAGGCUGUCUGAUGCAGAACUCCACCACUCCCCUUCCUGGUCAAACAGUCCUCACAACCUGAAGGUGCCAGUGUUUUGGGUCAUUGUCCUGUUGGUUAGUGGUCCCAUUAGCUGUAAACUUGAUGGGACACAAUGUAGCCAUGUUGGUUAAGUGUGUUUUGAACUCUGGAUACCUGGUCAGCAG